AUGGCAGAAGCUAAGAUGAAAGAACUACGCAGUGACAUUGAUGAGUUAAAUGAAUUAUUGAAGCUAGCUAAAAGGAAAAAGGUACAAGAUGUGCUGUCAUUGGAAGCCAGAAAAUUGGAAACUGAGUGGAUAAACUUGAAGGAAGCUAAUAGUGCCAAAUCAACGGAUGUUGAAGCAUUGCCGGCUGCAUCUACUGCAGCUCCUAAAAGAUACCAGAUUAAAUUAAAUGGUUAUGGCUGGGACCAAUCUGACAAAUACAUUAAAGUGUUUGUAACACUAAAAAAUGUUCAGUCUCUACCAAAAGAACAGGUGUACUGCACAUUAACCGAAAAAUCUAUGCAGUUACAUGUAGAAAAUCUGGAUAAUAAAGAUUAUGUACUUCUUAUUAAUAAACUCUUAGAACCAAUCAAUGUUGGUGAGAGUCACUGGAAGAUAAAGACAGAUAUGGUGGUGAUAUUCCUUGCAAAAUCUCGACCAAAUGUGAAGUGGUCCCAUAUGACUGAAGUGGAGAAGAAAUUUGAGGAUCAGCGCUCUAACCGCUUCAAACCUUCAGAUGAUAUAGACAAAAGUAAAGAUCCACAGGAAUCCAUCAUGAGCCUCAUGAAGAAUAUGUAUGAAACUGGAGAUGAUGAAAUGAAAAGAAUGAUUUCCAAGGCUUGGUACGAAGGACAAAAUAAAAAGAAAACGGAUACUUUAGACCUCUAA
Messenger RNA from Arctia plantaginis, 705 nucleotides. Lineage: Eukaryota; Metazoa; Arthropoda; Insecta; Lepidoptera; Erebidae. The record is from the annotation of a GenBank genome assembly.